AUGUUGCGGCUCGCUCGAGGCGUCUUGCAGACUGGAAUGCGGUUUAAAUCAACAUCGUUGAAGUACAGCAAGGUGAAGGUGUCCCGCAGAGGCGUUGACCUUCAAGUGGGUCUCGUGGAGCUUGAUUCGCCUGACACCUUUAACACCCUUUGCCCUGUGUUGGUGGAGGAGUUAGCUUCUGUGGUGGAACAAAUGGAUGCUGACUCUUCGGUUCGGUGUCUUGUCAUUACCGGCUCCGAAAGGGUUUUCUCGGUCGGGGCUGACGUGACACACCUGGACGAUCUACGGAGGCCAGAGGUUAUGCGUAGGUGGGGGGCACUGGGAGCGGUGGAGAAACCCACUAUUGCAGCAGUGAAUGGCGUAGCACUGGGCGGCGGCUGCGAACUUGCGAUGAUGUGCGAUGUAAUAUAUGCGGGCGAACGGGCCCGCUUUGGACACCCCGAGGUUAAGCUGGCUCUAUUACCCGGCGCCGGGGGUACACAACGUCUCACUCGCGCUAUCGGCAAGUCGCGCGCCAUGGAAAUGAUUCUCUCGGGAAAAGCUAUCCCUGCGAAAGAGGCGGCAGCUUUCGGAUUAGUGAGUUGUGUAUACCCAGUAGCCGAGGUGGUGGACAGGGCAAUCGGCCUGGCUGAGCGUAUCUCCGCUCACUCUCUGGUCGCUUUGAAGGCUGUAAAGAGGGCCGUCGGCACUGAUACUGUUUUGCUUGACUCCCACCUUUCCAUCACUAUUUACUUGUUUUACAUUCUUAACAAUUUCUUCUCACCAGCUUAUCGACUCGCCCUUGACGAAGGCUUGAAUAUAGAGCGGGAACUUUUCCUCAAAACACUGUCCUCCUCUAGGACAAGGGUUUCCCUCAUUGGUGUUGGGAGACACUCAAUUCGAUGGCACUCGCUCCCUAUAUAUAGUGACAUAAAUGAAAGGUCGGGAGUGUCAGUUGCGAUUCACGGUCACACGUUGUAUGUUUUUGGUGGCCGUACUGAUAAUGAAACAGCGAUGAACGAUCUCUCUACGUUCGAUCUUCUUACUGUAGAAUGGAAACGACUCACAACAAAUGGUGCGCCAUCUCUCUGCUUAAUCCAUGAGCGAAAUGCAUAUUUUUGCUACACCAUCUUUCAGCUGCGGACGUUGGUCAUAAAUGACCUGUACAGCUUCUGCCGGGGAACGAAGAUGUGGAGACAGAUCUUAAAGGACACGGAAGGUCCUCGGCUCCGUGGGCACUACAACGGCGCUUUCCUGCCACCGGUAGCUUCCGAUCCAGAGACUCAUCCAGGCUUAUUGGUCCUCUUUGAGGCCUCUGAUACGCAGUACCUCGCUUUCGGACUAGUCCCUGAUACGGGCUUUUGGUUCAUUCUCCCUCAUUGUCCUCAAAAUACUCUCCCGGCCUCAAACGAGAACCCACUUUUGAGGCCUCCCAUGUGUGCCCUUUCGGAGAAGGACGUGCUCAUCCUCACUCACCAUCCUGCCGCCACCUUUGUGUGGGUUCUCAGUCGCAGAGCUCGUACCCCUGACUCAGCAAGCUAUUCGGUUGGCUGGACGUGGACCGAGGUUCAGCUGCGUACUCGUGUGAAUAAGAUAAACUUUCUCGAGCCCUUGGAAGCCCUAGGAGGCGCUCAGUUGGUAUGUCUGCCAAAGUUGCCCCACCAGGAAUGGCCGACGGUGGUAUUGUUGCGCAGAAUCCGCUUCAGCACUGUUCGCGCUCAUCUAAACCGAAGGCUGAGGGAGGGCCCAAGACGCCUGCCUGACGUUGGCUCCAUGUCUUCUUCGUCCUCCUCUCCUCCCUCCGUAACUGCUCAUCCGGAGACACAGCCCAAUCCUCUGGUCCAGGUAUUUGACGAACUUCACGACCCAACUCAACCUGCAGGUGCUCCAGGUCAGCCGCUUCGUGGAGCCAUAAUACGACGUGUUGCUUCUUCAUCCUCUUCAUCUUCCCUCACCUCUCUGCUAAGGCUUCACUCCACGGCAGCGUCUAGAAAGCGUCGCUCUUCUCAAGUGUCUGGUAAUCGCUUUGCGUCAAGCAUGACCAGCCCUAGUAGUGAUGAACCGGAGAGCGAUUCGGACACCUCAGAUCCUAAUAUUUUGGCCUUGUGCACUUUGACUUUAUCUGGCAGGCCUAGUCGUUCCAGACCCUGUCUGAUGCUGUGUGAAAUAGAUGGUCCAUCGGAUCAGGAUUACCACCUGGACAGUCUUCCGCUUUCUCGUUCUUUCGCUGCUUUCACCUACGGUCUUGGAUCGCUUCUUGUCUUCGGUGUACCGCAGGCACGACUGGUGAACGCAGAGUAUAUGAACGGCACCAGAGACAAAAGGCCUUUCGUGUGGGCGAUUAGUGGUAGUCGAGUGGUGUGUGGAUUUGAGGCUCCUGCUGAGACCUGA
Hydatigera taeniaeformis is the source of this 2370-nucleotide messenger RNA. The record is from the annotation of a GenBank genome assembly. NCBI's taxonomy places the organism in Eukaryota, Metazoa, Platyhelminthes, Cestoda, Cyclophyllidea, Taeniidae.